Molecule: messenger RNA, 993 nt
Organism: Cornus florida
Lineage: Eukaryota; Viridiplantae; Streptophyta; Magnoliopsida; Cornales; Cornaceae
Product: peroxidase 10
Exons: 4
Coding region: 1-993 (330 amino acids)
Biological process (GO): response to oxidative stress; hydrogen peroxide catabolic process
Molecular function (GO): heme binding; peroxidase activity
Source: RefSeq, a predicted model, not a curated record
AUGGGUUUCAAACUCUUCCCCAACCUCAUUAUUCCCUUGUUGUUUCUAAUACCGUUUUCGUCUCCUAAGCCUCGUGCUUAUGGGCAACUUGAUUACAAUUUUUAUGAUAGAUCAUGCCCUAAUUUGUCUAUGAUAGUAAGAUAUGGUGUUUGGGCAGCUUUAAGGAAUGACACCAGAAUAGCUGCAUCCCUUCUUCGCUUGCAGUUUCAUGAUUGUUUCGUAAAUGGUUGCGAUGGUUCGGUGCUCCUUGAUAACACUGAAAAUUUCAUGGGAGAGAAGAAUGCGUUACCUAACCGCAAUUCAGCUCGAGGGUUUGAAGUGAUUGAGAAUAUAAAGGCAUAUGUUGAACGAGCUUGUCCGUUAAUUGUUUCAUGUGUUGAUAUAUUAACUCUAGCAGCUAGAGAAGCUGUCUUUCUGUCUGGAGGGACCCCCUGGCCUGUGGGAUUAGGCCGGAGAGAUGGGUUCACUGCAAGUGAGAACGCGGCGAAUGAAAAGUUACCGUCGCCUUUUGAGCCUCUGGGAAAUAUCACUGCUAAGUUUGCAGCAAAUGGUCUUGACUUGAAGGAUGUUGUAGUUCUAUCAGGAGCACACACUAUAGGUUAUGCUCAAUGCUUCACAUUCAAGAAUAGACUGUUCGACUUCAAAGGCACUGGAAAGCCUGAUCCACUUCUUGAUUCUUCACUUCGCUCCAACUUGCAAAGUACAUGCCCUAAUGUAGAUGGAUCAAACAGCAACCUUGCUCCACUUGACUCCCAAACUGUUUACAGAUUCGACAAUACGUAUUAUAAGAACCUCGUGAACAAAAUGGGACUUCUUGAAUCUGAUCAAGCCUUAAUGGGGAAUCCAAGGACUGCUGCAAUGGUGUAUGACUAUAGCAUGUACCCUUCUCUUUUCUCCAAGGAUUUUGCAGCAUCCAUGGUGAAGCUUGGAAAUAUUGGGAUACUCACUGGCAAAGAUGGGGAGAUUAGGAAGAAAUGUGGAUCUGUAAACUAG